UUGAAAUCAGAUAUGUGGAGACAAACAGAAAUGUUAUAAUUUCUCUGAGAGUUGGCCAUGAGGAGGAUGCCAGGAUGAAAUGGAAAUACCUCAUGGCCCAGAUUGGCCGAAUAGAAAGACCUUUUAAAAUCACCUUGCUGUAUUCAAACUGUGGAGCACAAGAGGCUGGAGUACUGGCAGUGGGCUCCUUGCAACUCAGGAACUGCUUUCAUGAUAAAGAAAACCAAGAUCUUUCCGUAUAUGACAAAGGCUCCACCUUCCCCUGCCUUCAUGGAGGCUGUGUCAGCCACUUACAAAUCUGUGAAUUCAUCAGUGAUUGCCCUGCCAAAGAACAGGAAGGAGUGAGGUGUGACAGUCUCCCAGAGGGCUCACAUUGCUCUUUUGAAGAGGGUCCAUGUGGCUGGACACUGAAUGAAACUGCAGCAUCUCCUUGGUCUAUUCGGGGCUUUAAUGAAAUGAUUCAAGAUGAUUCAUUUGUAGGAUCUACCUUGCAAGCCACUGGAGGACACUUCCUCUACCUGCGAGCAGACAGCAAUCAAACAAGCGGUAUGGCCAAGGCUUACAGUACCAGCUUGCCAGCCAGUAUUGCCACUGAAGACUACCAGAUCCAAUUCUCAGUGCAUGUUUUUGGCAGCUACAAUGGUACUGUCUCCUUCUCUGUCAGGGAAGAGGUAAAGGGAGCUCCAGUCACCUUACCAAUGUGGGAAAGAGCAGGGAGCUGGGGUGAUCACUGGUUUCUCAUCACCUUACCAAUGCCAGUGCUUCAGAACCGGUUUCAACUGCAACUCCUGGCAACCUGGGGCUGGAAUUCCCAAGCUGACAUUGCUAUCGACAAUAUUACAUUUGGACUGGACUGCUUCACUGACGGAAGACAACCAAAUCAUUUUGGUGGGAAGCGCCAGUAUCCACGGGAGAUUAAUAUCCUGGAUGAGCAUCUUCUGAACCCCCUGGAAGAGCCCUCCCUCCCAGGGGACACAUCUGUUGUUCUCUGGUGGUUCACUACAUGUGGUGCCAGUGGUCCCCAUGGGCCAACUCAAGCUCAGUGCGACAGUGCCUAUAAGAACAGCAACGUGUCAGUGACCGUGGAGAAAGAAGGCAGGCUCCGAGGAGUGCAGGUUUGGAGAGUGCCAGCCACAAACAGAUACAGGAUUUCUGCCUAUGGAGCAGCUGGAGGGAAGGGAGCCAAAAACCACAAUAAGAGGUCCCAUGGUGUCUUCAUCUCGGCCACCUUCCAGCUGGAGAAAGAUGAGCUGCUGUACAUCUUAGUGGGGCAGCAGGGGGAGGAUGCCUGCCCUGGGGGCAAUCCUGAAACCCAGAAGAUCUGCUUAGGGGAGUCAUCUCUCAUUGAAGAAGAUUACAAAAAAAAACGGGACCUGAAGGACUGGGCUGGAGGAGGUGGGGGUGGGGGAGGAGCAACCUACAUCUUUAGACAGAAGGAUGGGAUUUUCGAACCUUUGCUCAUCGCAGCAGGAGGAGGAGGAAAAGCCUACCUGAAGGCUCAGGACAGCUCCCUGGAUGACCUACCCCUGGAACAAUUUGAGAACAGCACUGCAGUGCCUGGAGUCAGUGGGAGAACUGGGGCAGCAGGUGGAGGUGGUGGCUGGCAAGAUGAGACUCUGCUUCCUCAGGCUGGGAAGUCCCUUCUGGAAGGUGGAGAAGGGGGUCAAGCUUGUCCGCAAGCACUAACCAAGCUCCAGUGGGCCACCUCUGGUGGCUUUGGUGGAGGAGGAGGAGCUUGUUCUUCUGGUGGAGGAGGUGGAGGCUACAGAGGGGGGCAUGCCUCUGAUAAUGAUGAUAUCACAGCUGGUGGGCAGGAUGGCAUCUCUUUUGUGAACCCCAUUGGAGAGAUCUUCUUGCAUCCCCUGGCAGCCAUGGAGAGUCACGGUGAGGUGGAGGUUCAGGUCUAUCUUAACUGCAGCCACUGCCACUCAGACAACUGUAAGAGGGACCCUGACACCAACCUGCCAGUCUGCCAAUGUGAAAUAGGGUCUGUGCUAGCCAACGACAACGUCACCUGCACUGGUAAUCAUAUCGCAGAGGGACACCUUCCUCUCCCACUCCUCCUAGCUGUGGUGGCUGUGAUUGUGGUGCUUGGAAUGAUCCUCACUUGUGGCAGUCUAUCCAUCAUUUAUCACCUUAAGAAGCAGCAGCUGGAAGGAGCCAGAGCACGACUGCAGAGCCCAGAAUAUAAACUGAGCAAAAUCCGCACAUCAGCCAUCAUGACAGAUUACAACCCGAAUUACUGCUUCGCAGGGAAGGCCGCCACUUUGAGCGAGCUGAAGGAGAUCCCACGGAAGAACAUCUCUCUGCUUCGGGCACUAGGACAUGGUGCAUUUGGUGAGGUUUAUGAGGGAACUGUGGUAGGCAUUGCAGGAGAUCCCAACCCUCUUCAAGUGGCUAUCAAGACCCUACCAGAAGUCUGCUCUGAGCAGGACGAGAUGGAUUUCCUGAUGGAAGCACUGAUUAUCAGUAAGUUCAAUCACCAAAAUAUUGUGCAGUGCAUCGGUGUUAGCCUACAGACACUGCCUCGCUUCAUUCUGCUUGAGCUCAUGGCUGGAGGAGAUAUGAAGAGCUUUCUUCGGCAGAAUCGACCCAGGAUGAAUCAGCCAUCCACGCUAUCAAUUCUGCUGAACAUAGCUAGAGAUAUUGCCUGCGGCUGUAAAUAUCUGGAAGAGAAUCACUUCAUCCACAGAGAUAUAGCUGCAAGGAAUUGCCUCUUGACUUGCACUGGAGCAGGACGAAUAGCCAAGAUUGGUGACUUUGGGAUGGCCAGGGAUAUUUAUAGAGCAAGUUACUACCGCAAGGGAGGAAGAGCCAUGCUUCCUGUCAAGUGGAUGCCACCAGAAGCUUUUCUAGAGGGCAUUUUCACCUCUAAGACUGAUACCUGGUCCUUUGGUGUGCUUCUUUGGGAAAUUUUCUCUCUAGGCUACAUGCCCUACCCUUGCAAAACCAAUCAGGAAGUGCUGGAAUUUGUCACCAGUGGAGGAAGAAUGGAUCCACCAAAAAACUGUCCAGGACCAGUGUACCGGAUCAUGACACAGUGCUGGCAGCACAGCCCAGAGUAUCGGCCAAACUUCUCCACCAUCCUGGAAAGAAUCAAGUAUUGCACACAGGACCCUGAUGUGAUCAACACUGAGCUGCCCAUGGAGUGUGGCCCAGCACCAGAAGAUGAGGGGAAUACAGUUGUGCGCCCAAACAUUUCCAGUGGGAUAGUGCCCCUGUUGGUAAGCCCUUCUCUCACACCUCAGACGAUGCCUAAAACACUGGACCCUCACCACACUGGACACAAACUUGUACAAUGUCCACAAGAGCUACUGGUGGAGAACCUGAGCAACUGGACUGCUCAGGGGCCCAGCCUGCCAUGCCUCAGCGAUUUCAACAGCGGGCCGUGGUUCCAGCAGACCUUGAACCAGAAGUUGGAGCUCAGCAAUCCACCAGUCCACAGACUUAAAAACAAAACAAAAAAUCUUUGGAACCCAACCUAUGGAUCAUGGGUGCUGGAGAACAUCUGUCAAUUCAGCCCCAGCUCCAAGCUCAAAGCAACUCCAGAGCGGGAAGAUUCGGGCUUUGAUGGGAAUUGCAGUUCUCCUAGCUCUCGGGCAUCUCCAGCAUCUCCAAGUCGAAGCAACUGCCCUCACCUGGAUAUCGGUGGGAUUGAACUUGUGAAACUCCAGACUUUCCCCUGUGGCAAUGUAAAUUAUGCUUAUGAUGACCUGUGCUAUAGCACUGACCACCAGCCAUCAGCUUUGGCAGAGGUCAGAGCAGCUGUGCUAAGGAGCUCCAGUCUGCAUAGAGAUGAAAAGCCUUUUUAUAAAACAGAGAAAACAUCAAGAGAGAGGGACUCUGGUCUGUCUUUGUCAGAUGACCUGAGUGUUACUCCAGUAUAA
This is a messenger RNA of Mesitornis unicolor (brown roatelo), 3887 nucleotides long. RefSeq names its product leukocyte tyrosine kinase receptor-like. The record is from RefSeq and is a predicted model, not a curated record. Bases 75 to 3887 code for a protein of 1270 amino acids. Gene Ontology annotation, molecular function: ATP binding; transmembrane receptor protein tyrosine kinase activity. The transcript has 26 exons. Gene Ontology annotation, biological process: regulation of cell population proliferation; regulation of neuron differentiation; cell surface receptor protein tyrosine kinase signaling pathway. NCBI's taxonomy places the organism in Eukaryota, Metazoa, Chordata, Aves, Mesitornithiformes, Mesitornithidae. Gene Ontology annotation, cellular component: membrane; signaling receptor complex.